Arthroderma uncinatum is the source of this 891-nucleotide messenger RNA. RefSeq lists its product as uncharacterized. The coding region runs from base 1 to 891 and encodes 296 amino acids. NCBI's taxonomy places the organism in Eukaryota, Fungi, Ascomycota, Eurotiomycetes, Onygenales, Arthrodermataceae. The record is from RefSeq and is a predicted model, not a curated record. The transcript is spliced from 2 exons.
AUGGGGAUUGUUUCCCCGAUGAGGGUUUAUAUUGGGGAUGGAGUAGAGCUGGACCAGAAUUCCGCCUUUCGAGCAGUCAGGAGUUACUUUCAAAGAGAGGAUAUCCAAAAGUUUUGUCCAGCUCAUGAGCUUAACAUUACAGACUAUGAGAAGGAGAAUUUUGAGCUCCAUCGAGACAUACUGCACGCAGUGUUUAUACCCUUACGGCGACUCCUGCACCAAGCUGCAAAAGUUGCAUCCCUUGCGCUCCCAGACUACCUAGGGGCGGAUCUUGAACUGGCGUUUCGUGGGGAGGGACGCAAUGCAUUUGUAUGGCUCAGCUCUAUCAUCACCGAGGAGCCGAACUGGUGUACGACAAAGGGCUGUCCGGCCUGCACCGUCCUUCACAUAUUCCACUCUGAGCCCCUGAUCCGCAUCGUCGCGGUUGGCUGUCGAGUCUCCAACUACCUAUCCCUCGUCAGGCUUGUGAGUCCCCGUCACCAGCUACCAAAUUUCCAUUUCUGGCUGACGGCGCUUGCGAGUGCUGUUAUCGAAGAUGACUUCUGGGGCAUUGAGCAUUGGCUUGAUAUUGACCAUCGAGCUGUCUAUAUGGACCUGAGCACGCGCGAGCUCAUACGCCAGUGUCUGGAGAUACGGGACGCAGACUGUACUAUCCCGCAUAGGCCGUUGCACUAUGAUGCCGGUUUUACAAGCGACGGGCGGCCUCGAGUUGAUCUUGGAACCACUCCUCCGACCCUUUACACGCCGGUGAGGAAGAUUGAUAGCGCGAAAUGGGAAGAGCUUGUUCGGAUGGCACGAGGGAAGCAUUCGUGCUCCCGCUUGCUGUCGCGCCAUGAAGGACAGAGAUACUCCCGGCGAAUGCACAACAGAAACACCGCCAUCACGCCGUAG